Molecule: messenger RNA, 1972 nt
Organism: Drosophila eugracilis
Lineage: Eukaryota; Metazoa; Arthropoda; Insecta; Diptera; Drosophilidae
Product: calcineurin B homologous protein 2
Exons: 2
Coding region: 1081-1740 (219 amino acids)
Molecular function (GO): calcium ion binding
Source: RefSeq, a predicted model, not a curated record
AAGAGAAAAGCGGCGGAUAGGGUCGGUGGACAGCCGGCGGCAUGUGCUGCGCAUUUUUCAUUAUUUUUUCUUUUCAUAUAUAAGUUUUAUUUUUCUUCAAAACGUUGAGAAAAAACGCUACUCAUACACAUUUCGGCGCAUUACUCAGCUGCAAGCGGUCGUCAAAUGUAAGAGUUUUUCUGCACGUAUUUUUAGCCUCGCUCGGAUCGCGCGAUUCUAUAUGCAAAGCAUAUUCGUAAUUUAAAAGCUCAAUCAUAGUCGCAGAGGUCGGGCCAAUUGCAUUGGCUAUAGCUAAGCUAUUUGUUUGUCAUCAACCCCCAGGGGUUGCGAGUGGGAUCUGAAUCAGCGUGGCUUACGUUGAUUUAACAGUUUAAAGCAAUGAAUGGUUGGUCUGGGUAUAGGCAAUCGCUGAUUCCAACUCAGAAUUUGCGUUGAAUUUGCUUUGUUUAUAAAUCGAACACUUUACCUUGCGCUCUAGCCUUGCCAAUGAACAGACACGCAACAAAAGCGGGCCAAUUCGUUUCUUUGGUCACCAGGGGCUCUGUCAACUGGCAGCCGGCCAAGGCGCACGCACCGUGGCGCCUCCGCCGCCCCUAGGAAAGGGCAUCAGGUGACGUAGGCGGCGAAGGAGGGGUCAGAAGAUGAAGCACUCUCAAUAUAGUGCGUCAGAAGCGACGAUAUCGUGGAAAUAGCUCAGCCCCGCCCCUUCCUCCUGUUCGCCAACCUGCGGCCUUGACAGCGCGCCCGUUUUGAUUUAUGCGGCAUUUUGCAAAAGUCAACAAAUGAAAAUGACACAGAUAUAAUGCCAAGAAAGCACCAUUUCGAUUUCGUUUGCACCAAGGUCGGACGUAAAUAAGAUGUCACACUGCCACCAGCUGGACCUCCGAUAUGUCUUCUCAACCAGGAAUUUAAUCGUACACAAAAAUCAUCUAAUACAAAAUGAAGGAUAUUUUCAAAAGCAACCGUAAAAAACUAUUUUGUUUUUUUGUUAUUAUUGGAAAAGAUGCCUGAACCAGAAAUUCGAAAAGUUACUUGUAUAUCCCGAAACUGAAAAACUUUAAGCAACUGAACCAAGUCGCCAUGGGCGCUAUGGGGAGCCGUCAGCUAAAUCCCGUCCAAUGGGGAGACUACCAGCAAAGCUCGGGCCUGUCUGCAGAGCAGUUGGAGCAGCUGCACACGCGAUUUCGCAGCUUGGAUCGCCACCAGCUUGGCUAUUUGACGCCUACCGACCUACUGCGCAUACCACAGCUCUCGCUUAAUCCGCUUCACCGUCAGAUUGUGGAUGGCUUCUUUCCCAGUCGGGAUCCUAAAGCUCGACUCGAUUUUACCCAGUUCGUGGACACCUGCGCCACCUUUCUGGUACCACAGUUUGGACGCGGAUCGACUGGACGCCUCGACGGUCGCGCCCAGAAACUACGCCUUCUAUCUAAGAUGUUCGAUACCCGACGCAGUGGUUACAUCACUCGCGUUGACUUCCGCCAGAUCAUGCGUAGCCUCCUGGAUCCGAUGUGGAAUAAGCAGCAGGAACAUGACAGCGAAAAGGAACAUGCCGAGGUCCAGAAGCCCGAGGUGGAGGCUGAAUUGCUACUUCUGGAACAACAAGCAUUCGGAAUAUCCCGCUGCGAAAAGAUCUCAUAUGGAGAGUUUGAAAAGCGCCUGUGCAGUGCCGACAUUGAAGGACGCAUGUCGAUAGCCAAGUGGCUGGUGAACGAUGAAGAGGCCAGGAUGAACCUGCCAUGAUUUAUUAUCGCUGUGUGUUUCAGUUCUGCAUAUGAAAAAAAUAAACAAGUCCAGACAGAACUUCCGGCGCCGGCCAACAUAAAUUACCAAUCGCAAAUUAUCAUUAGUAAGGAAAUUGAUGUAAAUGUAUAUUUCUAAAAAAAAUAUUAAUUUGUUACUUUCAAACACCAAAGGCUCAGAUAUCACUAAUUGUUUUGGUAGUAGCAGCUCUCAUGACGAAAUUAAAAAUAUA